UGCCUCGUGUGUGAUACUAAGAAGCACUUCAGCCAGUUCCCAGGCCAGACAAAGGUCUCUUCACACGAUCACGGUGCCAACGUCUGUCGUCCUUGUUAUUUCAGCCACCUAAAGGUCGAGAUUGACUCCAAGAACUGGGACGAAGUUGCAUGCCCAGAAUGCCCGAUCAAGUUGACCUACCAAGAAGUCGAGCACAUGACGAACGCUGAGCACUUUGCCAAGUAUGAGCGAGCAUCUAUCAGGGCAACCCUCGCUGCAGACCCUGACUUCAGAUUUUGUUUCUCUUCGGCCUGCGAAUCAGGUCAGCUACAUCCGGGUGGCGCAAGUGAGCCCAUAUUCUCCUGUCAGGUGUGUAGACACAAGCAUUGUGUCGUCUGCGAGACAAACUGGCAUGAAGACCAGACCUGCGAAGAGUUUCAGGCCGAACUUCACCGCAACACCGAGAACGACGAAAAGUCAGAGAAGGAAGUUGAAAAGAUCUCGAAGCCAUGCCCUGAAUGUCGUGUUCCCAUUCAGAAGAACAACGGCUGUGACCACAUGACUUGCUCGAGAUGCCGCCAUCAAUUCUGCUGGAUCUGCUUGGCGUCGUACACCCAUAUCUACAGAGACGGUAACCAACGCCAUGAGAAGAGUUGCACGCAUUAUCGUGCGGCU
Aureobasidium melanogenum CBS 110374 is the source of this 654-nucleotide messenger RNA. RefSeq lists its product as uncharacterized. Gene Ontology annotation, cellular component: ubiquitin ligase complex. NCBI's taxonomy places the organism in Eukaryota, Fungi, Ascomycota, Dothideomycetes, Dothideales, Saccotheciaceae. The transcript has 3 exons. Gene Ontology annotation, biological process: proteasome-mediated ubiquitin-dependent protein catabolic process; protein linear polyubiquitination. The record is from RefSeq and is a predicted model, not a curated record. The annotation marks the transcript as partial. Gene Ontology annotation, molecular function: zinc ion binding; ubiquitin binding; ubiquitin-protein transferase activity.